AUACAGUCGAAUCACGAAAUCUGAUUCAUGCGGUCUGGGUAGGUACCUGGUACUGUUCCCAACUUCCUAUCAAUUCCAACGCCACUUUGCCUUAUCGUCACUCAUUUAUUCCUCGGUUGACCCCUGUUCACUCCUUCUCUCUGUCUACUCUUGAUCUUUUCUUUUCUUUUCUUUUCUUUCUCUCGCUCCUUCAUUUUUUGAUACUUACACUCUUUUCAUCAUCUCGUUUAUCGUAUUCCCAUCUACAGUCGACCCUUCCCGAUUGGUACCUCUCCUGGAUUUCUGUCCCCGAUAGCGGACCACAGCUGUCAUUUACUUCUCUGACGGCUUUCGUCCUUGCGAUUACCCCUCCUCCCCCCGCCAUAUGCCAUACUAGAACACAGAUAAGAGUUGGUGCAUGGCACCUCAAUCGAUCACCAUGGCAGAUUCAACUCAAAAAGCCAAGCGGAUCGUCACCGUUGUAGCGGCGACACUCGUGGCUCUCGCGUGCGGUACCAAUUAUGCGUACUCCGCAUGGGCGCCCCAGUUCGCCCACCAGAUGAAGCUGUCGUCUACCACGAUCAACUUCAUAGGUGCUGGAGGAAACCUGGGUAUGUACGCAUGCGGUAUUCCGUUAGGGGUUUUGACCGAUAAUCGGGGCCCACGACUCACAACGUUCAUUGCGGUCAUUUGCCUCGGUCUGGGGUACUUCCCGCUUCACCUGGCUUAUGUGGGUGGAGAGGGAUCAAUGGCGGUGUUCCUCCUUGCCUUUUUCUGUUUCCUGACUGGGUUUGGAGGUUGUUCUGGCUUUUCGGCGGCUAUCAAGACCGCUGCCACGAACUUUCCCGAACACCGUGGAACAGCGACAGCCUUCCCCCUUGCUGCCUUUGGCCUAAGCGCUUUCUUUUGGUCGACUCUGUCAGCUAUCCUGUUUAACGACAACACUGGCAAAUUUCUUCUCCUGCUAGCACUAGGAACCUCACUACUCACUUUCGCCUGCUUACCCUUCAUGCGUCUUCUUCCUCCCUCUAAACCAUAUCAGCCUGUAUCACGGCCCCGUUCGGUAGAAUCCAGGCCUUUCCACAGUGUCAACCCUACCGACUUUCGGUCUGAUCUGGAACCGACUGAUGAAGCAGGUACGCAGCAUUCCACGAUCUUUGAAUCGUACCCGGCAGCUCGGGAUAGAUCGCACCCCGCCGCUUCACACUCCCAUUCCUUUGGCCAAGUCACCGAUCAAGAUGAGCUGUCAUCUCUGGUUUCCAAAACAACCCCACGAACCUCCCAGGAGAUCUUGAAUGAGUUUGACGAAGAAGAUGAUGAUCAUUUGCCUGAUAUUCCUCUCGACUCACAUCAUCCAGACAUUAGAGGUUUGGCGAUACUGCGUAAGAUUGAAUUCUGGCAGCUUUUCAUGACCAUGGCGCUUCUUUCUGGAAUUGGUUUGAUGACGAUCAAUAAUAUUGGGAAUGGCGCCAAGGCCCUCUGGGAAUAUUAUGAUAAUAGUGCAACCUCGAAAUUUAUACAGCAGCGACAGGUUAUGAAUGUUUCGGUUUUGUCAUUCGGCAACUUUAUUGGCCGUCUCUCCAGCGGUAUUGGAUCCGAUAUUCUGCACAAAUUCGGCUUGUCGCGAUUUUGGUGCUUGUUCAUAUCCGCGUCCGUGUUCACACUUACCCAGCUUGCUGGUGCAUCGAUAUCAAAUCCGAAUCACCUGGUUCUUGUUUCGGGAUUCACAGGAGUUGCGUACGGCUUUCUCUUCGGUGUUUUCCCAUCGCUCACGGCCCACACCUUCGGUAUCGCCGGUCUCUCGCAAAACUUCGGUGUGAUGACUCUUGCACCUGUCUUCAGCGGUAACAUUUUCAACUUACUCUACGGAAGUAUUUACGACCAUCACUCUAUCGUCCGUCCAGAUGGAGAGCGGGAUUGCACCGACGGGCUUGCCUGCUAUCAGUCGGCAUAUUAUAUGACCUUUUUCUCCGGUGUUGGAGGAAUCCUCGUUUGCCUAUGGACUAUCUGGCGUGAGAAACGGUUGCACGGGCCUGCCCACGCGAAGUUUGAACAUGAUAGACUCGCUUAAGCUAUUCGGUCGUCCGAUGGUUCCGCUGUGGGGAAAUGGAAUCAUCAGUAUACACAUUCUGGAUAAUGGAAUCUCCCCCGGAAAAUUUGCAUGAUAUAUUCGGCUUUCCUUUUGUGUUGUUUUUUACUUAAAAAUACCUGGGGUUCAUUAGGCAUUGCGGUCAUAUGAUCUGGUAUAUCACUAGAGGGUUGGAUAUACUCUUUCCUUUCAUUUCAUCCUUUCUUCUCGUCUUCAUACCUCGGAUCUUGUUUACACUGUAUAUACUUCACUUUGCGAUUGUUGCAUGCGCUGUUUAGAAUACAAUGAUUUGAGUAACAACUUAACCUUGC
Molecule: messenger RNA, 2379 nt
Organism: Aspergillus ochraceoroseus IBT 24754
Lineage: Eukaryota; Fungi; Ascomycota; Eurotiomycetes; Eurotiales; Aspergillaceae
Product: putative MFS transporter
Exons: 8
Coding region: 398-2050 (550 amino acids)
Biological process (GO): transmembrane transport
Cellular component (GO): membrane
Molecular function (GO): transmembrane transporter activity
Source: RefSeq, a predicted model, not a curated record